AGUCCUGUGCAUUUAGUGCGUUAAUAUCUUCCUUGCACACAAAACAUACUGAGUUGAGUUGAGUAAAACACCGAGUUCUAGAGAGAGAAAAAAAUGUAUCAAGUCGACGGUAGAGGAGGUUGUUGUAUAGCUAGAUUCGCAGGAGGUAACACAUAUGAUAUAUCAAAAGUUAACCGGAUAAUGUUACGGUUCAGACCGAUCGCUCCGAAACCGACCACUGGUGCUUCUGUUUCACCAACAGUAAGCAGCGGCAAGACUUUUGCUAGAACUGGUAGAGGCAAGAGAAAACACUCCAGAGUAAAUAACAACAACAACACAAACAAGCGGUGUAAUAGUAACAGAAAAAGAAAAGUUUUUACUGAAGGAAAAAGCGACUCCGUUGUUACUUUGCCGCUGUUACCUGACUCUCCGGCAAGAUCGUCGCAGAUGGGCCCUCAAAACAAGGAAGGACGUAAUUUGAAGGCGCCUAUGUGGCUUAACUUCGAUAAAAGUGGCCAGUGUAAAGAUCAGCUUGUGAUAUCCAGUGGGUUUGGCAGUUCAGCGGAUCAGACGGUAGUGAUGAUGCCUCAGGCAGUAAAGGUAGCGGGAUCGUGUGUGACGGUGGAAUGUGUGACGGAUACAUGGGUGGAUGGUCGUGGAUUGGGGAGCACGGACGAGGAGAGAAGAAUGAAUCUUGGGAGGGACACGUGUCCUGGGUUUCUAUCUGAUCAGUUUGGUAGAGUCACAUGGACCAACGAAGCUUACAGGAAGAUGGUGGGCCAAGAAGAAAGCAAAGAGAUGGUGGUGUGGUUGGUGAUGAAAGUACCGAUGACGGCGACACUAACGUACCCGGCUUUCACUUGCAUGGUGAGGCUACAGUACAGGUUUGGCAAAGAGAAGAGCUCCAUCACACUACCGUGUGACGUUUGGCGAAUGGACGCUGGUGGUUUUGCAUGGAGACUCGACGUCGAGGCCGCUCUCUGUUUGGGUCGGUAAAUCAAAAGUUAACCGUCUGAUCCGACUCUCAACCCUUAACAUUGACGUAGCAUGCAACUCUCUCAGUACCUUUACCUAAAAAAAAUUGUAAAUAUUGUUGGGGGUUUCUGAUAUAAUGUAUGCUUUUGUGAAAUAAAUUUCCACUGUUAAUGCACGCUUUUUAUCUUUUCCUUUCAGUUGAGAAGAUGAUGUUCGACAGUAACAUGUUUAAUGUAAUGAAAUUAUUCAGCGUUUAAUGCUA
Mangifera indica (mango) is the source of this 1216-nucleotide messenger RNA. RefSeq lists its product as uncharacterized. The record is from RefSeq and is a predicted model, not a curated record. The transcript has a single exon. The coding region runs from base 94 to 975 and encodes 293 amino acids. Lineage: Eukaryota; Viridiplantae; Streptophyta; Magnoliopsida; Sapindales; Anacardiaceae.